Molecule: messenger RNA, 1361 nt
Organism: Solea solea (common sole)
Lineage: Eukaryota; Metazoa; Chordata; Actinopteri; Pleuronectiformes; Soleidae
Product: stonustoxin subunit beta-like
Exons: 5
Coding region: 102-812 (236 amino acids)
Molecular function (GO): protein binding
Source: RefSeq, a predicted model, not a curated record
ACAGGGUAUAAAAGUCAAGUGAAAGACCAGGACUUUGCUCUUUUACAUUAUCGAAGAAUUCCAAAGCACCUGGACAGGGAUUACAGGCUCACAACGUCAAGAUGCCAUCCAGAUCUAAUUCUGCACUUAUCCUCUCUGAGACAAGCAAAAAAGAUAAAGAUAAAGUGAAAUCCCACAAAAAGGAGAAGCCAAAUGCAGAAAAUGCUUCUGUUUAUGUGCUCGGUAUCCCAGAGCCAACAAGAAGAGCCGAGCUUAUGAAGCACUGGAUGAAUUUGUCGUUGGAUGAUAAAACUGCCAACAAGAUGUUGUGGGUUUCUGACAAUGGGUCUAAAGUUUCUCGCAGAACUGAGGAGGUCUGUCCUGUUCUGGAUCGACCAGAGCGAUACGAGUACUCUCCACAGGUUGUGUGCAAAGAGGGCCUGUGGAACAUGAGGGCAUAUUGGGAGGUAGAAUACUCAGGCUGGGUGGUAAUUGGAGCCACCUAUGAAGGAGCAGGAAGGAGGGCACAUUCUGGACCAAGUGGCCUUGGAGAAAAUGAGGAGUCUUGGGGAAUGUGCUGGUCAGGGUCCUGUUACCAGAUCUGGUUCAAUGGUGUAAACAAAGACAUAGACAAUGUCCCAUAUUGCACCACUAUUGGAGUUUACAUUGACCAGCCGGCAGGGAUUAUAAAUUUCUAUACUGUAACUGGUGAGGGAUCAGAGAGGGAGGUCAGGCUGUUGCAUAACAUUAAGGCCACCAUCGAAAAGAAAGUUCUUCCAGGUUUUUGGGUGGGAAUUCAGUCGUCCUGCACAUUACUGCGGAAAACAGAGUGAACUGCUACACAAUUAUUUAAUACCGGAAAUAAGCUGAUUAUCAAAUUUCCAAUGUCAUGAUUUUAUUUUGAGAGCUGUUGAAAGAAAACCAUUUAUUGCACUUGUACUCGUUCUAUUUUCCUUGACUUUGUACACUAUUUCUGAACUGUAAUGUCAUUUGUGAAAUUUGAAUAGGAUUUAAGUAAGAUUUAAGGAUUUAAGAAGCUUUAGUUUUUAUUUGAAAUUUACAAGGCAUAAAAAAAAACUGAGUUAUACCCAGACAUCAGAAAGUAUGACAAAGAACAGGCCUGAUAUUCAUAGUAGUUCGUAGAGCCAAGACAUAGAGAACAUGCAUGCGAUGCAUGAGAAUAUCCAACAUAGGCUUUUGUAAGAAUAUUUUAAAAAAAAAAAAUUUUUCAGGGAUUUUACAUCCAUUUAAAGUGUUUUCAUUUGCUCAAUAAAGUUGGACUGUUGACAUAUCCAUAUAUAACUAUGUACAUAUACUAAUAUACUGGGCUGUAGUAUGUAUCCAACACCCAAAAUGAACUGUUAAGAGAAUGUGGUGGCUUC